Molecule: messenger RNA, 3441 nt
Organism: Hypomesus transpacificus
Lineage: Eukaryota; Metazoa; Chordata; Actinopteri; Osmeriformes; Osmeridae
Gene: gpr37l1a
Product: G protein-coupled receptor 37 like 1a
Biological process (GO): adenylate cyclase-inhibiting G protein-coupled receptor signaling pathway; positive regulation of MAPK cascade
Cellular component (GO): plasma membrane; signaling receptor complex
Molecular function (GO): G protein-coupled peptide receptor activity
Source: RefSeq, a predicted model, not a curated record
CUCAUCAGCACCAGUUGUAUCGAGUUCUGACCAGCCAGAAUAGAAAAUCGUGUUCCUUAGUAGACGAUCGCCGUGAUUGGCAUUUGGGAAAGUCUUCUGAACUCGUAGUCUGCACAUUUAAAUCAACCUUUGUAGGCUUUUGCAGGGCAAUAUUGGAAAGACCUUUGAAAAUGACUCCUCUUUUAACUUUGUUGUUGCUGUUUUUGAGGACUAUAGAGUCUCGUCAUAUUGUGUCUGGGCAGGCAAGGCUGAGUAAGGAGAGGACUGCCCUAGGCACAGAGUUGAACCGGGAGGCAGGUGAAUUGACCCAAGAGGAUUUUGUCGCACGGGUGAGUCCUCACCACGGUGAAUCUAUCACGAUAAAGGAAUCCAUAAAUCAGAAUUUCGACAAACCCCCCAAAAGAAUUCCCCGAGGCGCCAAAGAUGGGAGCCCAAAGAAACGGGACCAGCAUUCUCCUCAUAAUUACCGACACCCUAGACCUUAUGAUCCGGACGGUUACUUUACGACACCUAGCAGCGCACAUAAUUCCGAUGGUGCUGUCCGGGGAAACUCCUCUAACAAAGGAACUGUGCUCCUUCAUAACCCACUCUACCCUGUUACCGAGAGCUCCUACGGGGCUUACACGGUCAUGUUACUGGCUCUCAUCCUGUUCGCCGUGGGUAUAGUGGGAAACCUAGCGCUCAUGUGUAUAGUGUGGCACAAUUACUACUUGAAGAGCGCUUGGAACUGCAUCCUGGCCAGCUUGGCUUUCUGGGACUUUCUGGUGCUGUUCUUCUGCUUGCCCGUCGUCAUCUUCAACGAACUCACCACGAAAAGGUUGCUAGGUGACCUCUCGUGUCGUUUAGUGCCGUACUUGGAGGUCACCUCUCUGGGCGUGGCCACCUUCAGCCUGUGCGCCCUGAGCAUCGACCGUUUCCAUGCCGUCACGGCCGCCCCACCCCUCCGCGCCGGCCCGCGAGUGGAGCCCUGCCAGUCCAUCCUGGCCAAGCUGGCCGUGGUGUGGCUGGGCUCCAUGCUGCUGGCCGCGCCCGAGCUCCUGCUCUGGCAGCUCAGCCAGGAGACCCUCAGCACCCUGCCCUCCGCCCGCGACACCACCCCCCGUCUGGGGCCCCUCGCUGGGCUGAGGGCUUCCAGGGACGGAGGGCCUCUUGGGGGCGUGCAGCAGCCCCAGCCGGGGGGCCCCCUGGUGGACAUGUGCGUCCGCAGGCCCUCCUUGGACCUGCCGGAGUCGGUGUACUCCCUGGUGCUAACCUACCACGAGGCGCGCAUGUGGUGGUACUUUGGUUGCUACUUCUGCUUACCCUUGUUGUUCACGCUGGCUUGCCAGUUGGUGACGAGGCAUGUGGCGGCGCAGGAGGCGCUGCGGGGAGGAGCCGGCUCCGGCGGCACAGCCGGCAGUCACUCCUCCUCUUCCUCCUCUUCCUCCUCCUCUUCGCUGAAGAACAAGCAGCGUGUCCGCUGGGAGCAGCGUCUGAGCUCCACUGUGGUGGCGCUAGCCGCCAUCUACGCCGGCUGUAACCUACCCGAGAACGCCUGCAGCAUCGUCCUGGCGUACCUCUCCGCCCCUGUCUCCACGGCCACUGAGGCCCUCCUGGCUCUAAUUGGCCAGUUCCUGCUGUUUGUGCGUUGCUCGGCGACGCCGUUGGUUCUGCUGUGUCUGUGCCGCUCGCUUGGCCGGGCCUUCAUGGACUGCUGCUGCUGCUGCUGCGACGAGUGUCUCCCAGACGCCUCCUCCACCACGGCCCCCUCCACCUCCGCCUCUGCCCUCUCCUCCCCUUCGUCCCUCUCCCCCCCUUCCUCUCCCUCUCCCCCCCCCUCCCCCUCCACUCCCUCCCCCAAGAAAGACAAGCUGAAGAUCGGGUCCGGGACUUCACCAACGAUCUACUUUGACAAGGCGAAGGAAGCGUCCUCUGUGCUGGCUAUCGGUACUCCCUGCUGAGGCCUUAGGCCUCUAGCUCGGCCCCAGCCGAGGGCAGCUCAGCUGGGGACACAGUCAGGAAGCUGCCCUGCUCCUCCAUCUUGGCCACACUGGAUGGGCCGGGUCCACAUAGAGAGGCAGCCUGCUGGACGUUUUGGGCUCAAAUCUUUUCUAGAGAGACGAUGUUCAGUAGUUAGGGUUACAGACUUGCAGUGAAUGAACAUUCUCUUCUAUGACUUUGGUUUGUUCUAGUUUGGUUUGACUUUGAAAUGUAUGUAGAUAUGUCAAUCAAAACUGUACAUUUGUCGCUGAAUACGAGGACAAGCUGAAUUAUCUCAAAACUUUGAACUUUGAAAACUUAUCUCUUCUAUGACUUUGGUUUGUUCUAGUUUGGUUUGACUUUGAAAUGUAUGUAGAUAUGUCAAUCAAAACUGUACAUUUGUCGCUGAAUACGAGGACAAGCUGAAUUAUCUCAAAACUUUGAUCAACAACUAAUUUUGAAAGGUCACUGACUUUUUUGUAUGAGUUUUUAUGAAAAAAAGAAAACAAUGAUGUUGGCCAGCUGUGGGUCAUUUAAGCAGAGUUGAAGAAGUCAAAGGGACUGUGGGCUGACUGUUCUCUUUACGCACGCCUUCGCGGAAUCUUCCAGAACCCAAGGAAUGUGAACCAGUGACACACGGCGUCAAAGUUUGUCAUAAUAUUCAUCACUGGUGAUUCAGUUUACAGUCAAUGUUCUGUCGGGGUUUAAUCAGUGAACUCAACUCAGUCAAAGGUCUUUCACUUAAACAACUCAAUUCAUGUUGGAGUUAACCCUCGUGAAUUUGUGAGGACAAGUCAGUUUUUAAGGGCUGUGGGAAUAAUUUAAAUUGUCUGGGUGCAGCGUUUCUCAAUAUUUUGUCCUUCAAGACCCACAAAACAAUUUCAGUCUUGAAACAACAUCAGAUACGGACACCUAUGUCAGUCUAUUUCUUGUUUUCCAGUUCCAAGCCCUUUCUCAGUUUUCUGUAGCCUAGCAGACAGGGAGGUCAGACCACUAGAAAACUAUGGUAGCUAUUUCUCUCGUGUAAGAUUUCUAACAUCUACUAAACAUACUAUUUUCACAUAUCAUGUAGCGAGGUUACCACCAAUGCAUUUCUAACCAGUAUUCAACAACAAAGUUUAUCAACCUUUGAAACAAAUUAUGUAAGAAUAAUGUUAAUAUGAACUGGAAAAGCUUGUUACUUUACACAAGAUCAGAGUUUGAAAACCUGUUUACAACUUUGACUCAUUCCAAUAUACAUAUACAAAGUGAUACCCCCUGUCACAGGAAAAUCUAAACUGAAAAAAACAUUUCUUCCCAACUGUGGAAAUGCUAAUAUUACUCAAAUAUGAUAUCACACCUGACAAUGGUAAGUACCCUGGCAUUGUGAAUAUACCUGUUGAAUUCCAAAUAACAUACUGUAUUUAGUAGAGAUGUAAUAUUGAUAGUAUAUUUUUGGUAAUUUUUGUACUCAGUUCUCUUCCCAAUAAACUCUGAGGCUGA